GCGGGCCCGCGCCUCAGGGGCGGCGGUGACGGCGCGGCCAUGGCGGACCGGCUGACACAGCUGCAGGACGCCGUCAACUCGCUCGCGGACCAGUUCUGCAACGCCAUCGGAGUGCUGCAGCAGUGCGGCCCGCCCGCCUCCUUCAGCAACAUCCAGACGGCCAUAAACAAGGACCAGGGAGUCAACCCCACCGAGGAGUACGCCCAGCUGUUCGCUGCUCUGAUCGCUCGCACUGCCAAGGAUAUCGAUGUUCUCAUAGAUUCCCUGCCCAGUGAAGAAUCCACAGCAGCUUUGCAGGCUGCGAGCCUGUACCGGCUGGAGGAGGAGAACCACGAGGCGGCGGCGCGGCUGGAGGAGGUGGUGUACCGCGGGGAUGUGCUGCUCGAGAAGAUCCAGAGCGCCCUGGCCGACAUCGCCCAGUCGCAGCUGAAGACGCGGAGCGGCACCCACAGCCAGCCCCUGCCCGACUCGUAGCCCUGCCCUGCCCGGGAGCCUCGGGAGCGCCUCUGGAUGCGCCGGGAGCGGAUGGGCUGGCCCCGGCCUCCCCGCCGGGAGCGGCGGCUCUGGCACAGCUCGGCUGCGGGGCUUGUGGGAGAAACGCUUCUACGGGGCUCUGUUAUGGAUCUGCGUGGAUUGGUGUGUGUUUCCUUGACUUAGAACGAGCUUUCUGUUCAUGAAUAUGACUUCAAUGAAAUUUGUUACAUAUUAGAAGUAUUUGCAUAAGUUAAUCCCACUGUGGUCAUGGUGUGUUUUUCUGUAAGCCUCAGACACACACAGGUUGGGCAGAGUUCCCUGGAGACAGUGUUGUGAAUGCAGUGAUGGUCAUGUUUUAAUUAACAGCACUGGUAAUGUUGAUUGGCUGGUUUACCACCUUUUACAGAGCCUAUGAAAGGAUAGGUAAACUGAUGUUUACAGAGUGAUUGUUCUUGACAUUGGCAUCGCAUUUACAAGGAAAUAAACCUGCAGGUGUCUGA
This is a messenger RNA of Taeniopygia guttata (zebra finch), 974 nucleotides long. It is a transcript of the gene MED21, whose product is annotated as mediator complex subunit 21. Gene Ontology annotation, biological process: regulation of transcription by RNA polymerase II. The record is from RefSeq and is marked provisional. Gene Ontology annotation, molecular function: transcription coregulator activity. Gene Ontology annotation, cellular component: mediator complex. Lineage: Eukaryota; Metazoa; Chordata; Aves; Passeriformes; Estrildidae.